Molecule: messenger RNA, 2286 nt
Organism: Xiphophorus hellerii (green swordtail)
Lineage: Eukaryota; Metazoa; Chordata; Actinopteri; Cyprinodontiformes; Poeciliidae
Gene: mpl
Product: MPL proto-oncogene, thrombopoietin receptor
Exons: 12
Coding region: 223-2115 (630 amino acids)
Biological process (GO): cytokine-mediated signaling pathway
Cellular component (GO): external side of plasma membrane
Molecular function (GO): protein binding; cytokine receptor activity
Source: RefSeq, a predicted model, not a curated record
AAAAAACAGUGUACAUUUCUCCUCCUAUUUUGCCUUUUUUGGUGUCAGCUUCCACCACAGAUAGAGCGCACUUCCUGUUUUAGGCUCAGCUUUUUAGUUCGACCCUUCUGAACUUGUUAAAGCCCACCCACAUACACCCACUCAAAACUGCAUGAAGUAGACACAAUAAACACAAACAUGAGCUGAGCUUAAAUCAGGAUUGGAAGCACAACUCCUCAGUCAAUGAUGACUCAGCAUUGCAUAUGGGAGAUAUUUCUCUUUAGCUUGUGGAUGCAUUUUGACUUGAUGCCCUUCUUGCACUGCAAUGCUGACAUUGAGCAUAAUUUGUCAAAGCAAGAUGUUUUGCUCAUACAAGAUGAAGAAGAUCCAAAGUGUUUCACUCGAACAAUGACUGAUUUCACCUGCUUCUUUGAGACCACAGACAACGGGACGUAUGAUUUUCUCUAUAAUAUUGAAUGGGACCCAAGUAAGAAGUGUAAAAUGUCUACCGAUGGAACAGAAAACGGAACUUUCCUACAUGUCUGUUCGUUUCCACGGUGGGAUAUCUUUACAUACGUUGGGACGGAAGUGAAAGUGGUGGAUCAGACCAAAAACAUCAUUUUGUAUAAGCGGACAGUCUAUGUGGAGGAUCUUUGUCUUCUGGAUCCCCCCUCCAUUGUCUCCCUACAGCCAGGAGACACUGUGGGAAAAAUGCUUAUUUCUCUGGACACAAAUUUAAAACACAUAUGGAAAGAGAAAUAUAGAAUUUGCUAUUCUUCCAAGACACUUGGGGAAAAAACAGUAGAGGGAAAAGACAGUAGCGUUCUGCUCUCACUGGAACCAGGUGAGGAGGUUGAGUUUCAGGCUUCUGUGAAAUGUGAAAAUGGACCAGACGCACAUCCUGGAUACUGGAGUGCCUGGUCGAAACCUGUGCGAGCAAUAGUUCCCCAAAGUGCAGAUGAUAUUUCCCUGGUAUGCUUCACCUCUGACCUGCAACGUGUUACCUGUCAUUGGAAUAGCACCAAAUAUGGUGCAGAAAAUGAUUACAAGCUCUUCUAUAACUCUAGUCAACCUUCGAACUGGAUGGAGUGUCAGGAUGAUGGAAAUCUUUCUGACACCUGUUCUUUUCAUGGAGAUAAGUCUGGAGCAAUGAAGGUCAAGCUCAGCAGCACUGCAGCUCCACUCAAACGACUGUUCUUCAGCAAAGAGAUUGAGCUGAAAAAGUCCAUUAAAAGUGGCCCACCAAGUCAUCUGAAAGGAGAACUGAUUAACGACAAGUUGUGCUUGGAGUGGGAAGCUCCUCUCCCGUCUCUGCUAAACCACAUGGUGUUUGAGGUUGAUGUUCAGAUCAAAGCAGUCGAAGACUUCAGGAUAACAAAACAGCGAAACACCAGCAUGUGUGUACGUCUUUCAUCAGGAGGCCAGUUCAGUGUAAAAGUUAGAGCUAAACCUGAUGGGUCGAUUUAUUCAGGACACUGGAGUGACUGGUCAGAUGUCCUCUUAGGUACUACUACUGAUAAUACAGACAUGCAGCUCGUGUGGUGUUUCUAUAUUUCCAUCCUGGUCAUAACUAUCAGCUUCAUCACAACCAUUUUACUUUGUCGCAGGAAGCUCAAGCUGUUUUUUUGGCCACCAGUGCCCAACCUUGAAAAGGUUCUGCAGGGCUUCCUGACAGACAUCAACCAGCAGAAAUGGGACCCUCCAGUCACAUCGAAGCUGUAUUUUGAAGAAACAACCUCCUCUGUAGUGGAAAUCAUGUCUGCUGAGCUUCCAGUACUCAACAAGCCUACUGAAGAAUUUGACUUCCUCUCCUCUGAUGGAAGCUUUUCCAUUGAGGAUCAGGCAGAUGGAAGUUCUGGGAGCGAAACCCUCAGAGACUAUGUAACUCUGAAGAAAGAUCUCUCCAUUCACUGCCUUAAGGAAAACUGUUAUGUUUAUGAGCAGUUUAAAGAUGGAAAAGAUCCUGAAGAAGGAGAUAAACUUUAUACUACAUGCUGCUGUCUUAAGCCUUGCUCGUGCAACAACUAUUUUAACCAUUCUUACCUACCUUUGUCUCAGUCUACAGACAGCUUGAGUAAAAAUAUUAAUGUCAGAGACGAUGAAAGUAACCUCUAUACUAACCUUUCCCUCGACUAAACAUGCAACACAAGUGUGCUUCCAACUUAAGUUUUCUGUACUGAAGCGAUCAAUUCACAUAGAGCAUUAACAGAUACUGGUUUCACCAAAGCAUAGUUAGCAAGUUUUGAACAAAUCAUCUUGCUGGUCUGUCCUGUUAUAUUUUCAGUAAAAUCUACAUUUGAAAAACAA